Messenger RNA from Adineta steineri, 3063 nucleotides. The record is from the annotation of a GenBank genome assembly. NCBI's taxonomy places the organism in Eukaryota, Metazoa, Rotifera, Eurotatoria, Adinetida, Adinetidae.
AUGAGUGGAUUCAAAUCAAAUGAAAACGCUGUUGCAUCAUCCAAAUAUAUCGCAUCGCCAAAUAUUCGUCAACCACGACAACGUAUGGCACAAAACUACCUUUUUCUAUGGGUGGAUACCAGCAUCGACCAAAAAACCGAAGAUUAUGAAAAUACAGUAAAACAAAUACAAGCUAUUACUGGUGAUGUCAAUGUCUUUACGCAACUCGAUGCAUGCACCGACUUUCUUACAGAUUCUCAAGAAGACAUGAAGUUUUUUCUCGUUGUCAAGGAUACUAUGUUUCAACAAAUAAUGCCCCUCAUCAAUGAUAUUCCUCAGCUGGAUGGUAUUUAUAUCGUCAGUGAUAUUGAAAUCCUACAAGAAGAAUGGGCAAAAAAAUGGCAAAAAAUCAAGAGCAUUCAUACCAACAUCGAUGAUCUAUGUCAAGCAUUACAAAUCGGUAUCAAGCAGUUAAAUCAAGACUCAAUAGCUAUAAGUUUUAUCACGAUCGAUGAAAUGGCUUCAACUGAUAAUUUCAAUCAGUUGGAGCCAACAUUUAUGUAUACCCAGCUAUUCAAAGAAAUUCUCCUUGAUAUGGAUCAUGGGGAACAGGCCAUCAAACAGUUUACUACCUAUUGUCGAAAUUCUAACAGCGUAUCACGAAUCAGUAUUGACCGUUUUGAGAAAGAAUACAGUUCUCAAUUAGCUAUUUGGUGGUAUACUUACCCAUCCGAUAUCUAUUCUAUGCUCAAUUAUGGUCUUCGAACAAUGGAAGCCGAUAUAAUUAUUACAAUGGGUUUUUUUCUACGUGAUGUACAUCAACAAAUUAAACAGUUAUACGAGCAACAAGUCGAUAGUUAUGAAACAAAACCUUUUUUAGUUUAUCGAGGACAAGGUUUUAUGAAAUCAGAUUUUAAAAAACUUCAGAAAACAAAAGGUGGACUUAUGUCAUUUAACAGUUUCUUGUCCACCAGUAAAGAUAAAGAUGUGUCCCUUGGUUUUGCUCAAAGUGCUUCAACAAAACUGGAUACAAUGGGCAUUCUUUUUGUAAUGUCCAUUGACCCUUAUAUUGAAUCAGCACCAUUUGCUUUCAUCAAAGAAAUGAGUUAUUUUCACGAAGAAGAAGAAAUUCUCUUCUCAAUGCACACCGUCUUUCGAGUGAGUGCAAUUACACAAAUCGAUAAUAAGAAUCAACUUUAUCAAGUUGAAUUACAAUUAACGUCGGAUGAUGAUCCACAACUACGAUUACUUACUGAUCGAAUACGAGAAGAAGCUGGUGGUACCGGAUGGCACAGAUUGAGUGAACUAUUGCUUACAAUUGGUCAAUUUAAAAAGGCUGAAGAAUUUUAUAACGUAUUACUGGAACAGACAUCUGAUGAGAGUGAAAAAGCGCUUUAUUAUAAUCAACUGGGACAUAUCUAUGAUAAUCAAAGUGAUUAUCAAAAAGCCAUUUGGCACUACGACAAAGCACUUGAAAUCUAUCAAAAAACUCUUCCCUCAAAACAUCCAUCAUUCGCUGUUUUACACAACAAUAUUGGUUUGGUGUAUAACAAGUUGGGAGAGUACUCAAAAGCACUUUCACUUUACAAAAAAGCACUUGAAAUUCAACAAAAAACUCUUCCUCCAAAUAACCCUCAUUUGGUUACUUCUUACAACAACAUUGGUAGUGUGUAUGACAACAUAGGAGAGCAGUCGAAAGCACUUUCAUAUCACGAAAAAGCACUUGAAAUUCAACAAAAAACUCUUUCUUCAAAUCACCCUGAAUUGGCUACUUCAUACAACAACAUCGGUAGUGUGUACGAGCACAUGCGAGAGUACUCAACAGCACUUUCACUUUUCGAAAAAGCACUCAAAAUUCAACAAAAAACGCUUCCGCCAAAUCAUCCUUCAUUGGCUAUUUCACACAACAACAUUGGUUUGGCGUAUGACAACAUGGGAGAGUACUCAAGAGCACUUUCAUAUCACGAAAAAGCACUUGAAAUUGAACAAAAAACUCUUUCUUCAAAUCACCCUGAGUUGGCUACUUCAUACAACAACAUCGGUUUGGUGUACAUGAACAUGAGAGAGUAUUCAAGAGCACUUUUACUUUUCGAAAAAGCACUUGAAAUUUAUCAAAGAACGCUUCCUCCAAAUCAUCCUACAUUGGCUACUUUAUACAACAACAUCGGUUGGCUGUACGAACACAUGAGAGAGUACUCAAGAGCACUUUCACUUUACGAAAAAGCACUUGAAAUUUAUCAAAGAACUCUUCCUCCAAAUCAUCCCAAUUUGGUUACUUCUUACAACAACAUUGGUAGUGUGUAUGACAACAUAGGAGAGCAGUCGAAAGCACUUUCAUAUCACGAAAAAGCACUUGAAAUUCAACAAAAAACUCUUUCUUCAAAUCACCCUGAGUUGGUUACUUCAUACAACAACAUCGGUAGUGUGUAUAAGCACAUGGGAGAGUACUCAAAAGCACUUUCAUAUCACGAAAAAGCAUUUGAAAUUCAACAAAAAACUCUUUCUUCAAAUCAUCCUGAUAUGGCUAUUUCUUAUAACAACAUCGGUUGGCUGUACGAACACAUGCGAGAGUACUCAAAAGCACUUUCACUUUACGAAAAGGCACUUGAAAUUGAGCAACAAACUCUUUCUUCAGAUCAUCCUGAUUUGGCUACUUUAUACAACAACAUCGGUAGUGUUUAUAAGCACAUGGGAGAGCACUCAAAAGCACUUUCAUAUCACGAAAAAGCACUUGAAAUUCGACAGAAAACUCUUUCUUCAGAUCAUCCUGAUUUGGCUACUUCAUACAGCAACAUCGGUAGUGUCUAUAAGCACAAGGGAGAGUACUCGCAAGCACUUUCAUAUCACGAAAAAGCGUUGAAAAUUCGAGAAAAAACUCUUUCUUUAAAUCAUCUUGAUUUGGCUAAUUCGUACAACUACUGCGCUGAUUUGUAUUAUAGUAUGAAAGACUAUUCGAAAGCACUAUCAUAUUUUGAACGUACCUUGAAUAUAUAUCAGCGUGCAUUACCUGCAACUCAUCCUGAUGUUAAAGAUGUGAAAAAGAGCAUUGAAUUUGUAAAAAAAGAAAUUAUAAAGAAUAGUUGA